UUUCAAGAUUAAUCUCGGAUGAUCUGGCAUCGCAAGUAUAGUACGAAGUUAUUACUGUGCUCUUCUCAUAAGGAACAUGUACACUGUAUCAAAAGGACCUAGCAAGAUUGUCGCUAAGACAAGAAGAGGAAUUAGUCAGAAUCUUGAGAGACUAGAAACUUUGCGCGAUUUAACGAGAAAAGCAGAUCCUGACGAUGACCAUGAGAUCACCCGCCAUGUUCCAAAACCAGUCUUUCACAUGAAUGGAAAAUCUAAACUCAAUUCACAGAGGCAUCAAAUGCAAGAAGUUAUCACACCUCAACAUGAGGAACUUAUUAAAUUUGUUUAUGAAUCAUGGAACCAAGUUAAUACACGGCAAAGAAGUGAAUCUUCUGAUGGGUCAGAUUGUUCAGAACCUUCCAGUCCUAACUCUAUAGUAUAUUACAAUGAUGGUGAACCAAAUGUUACCCUUCAAGACUUUAAACCAUUUGAUUUGGAAUCAUGGUGGGGUAAACGAUUAUUUAAUAAUAUCACAAAGUCACUUUGA
Molecule: messenger RNA, 526 nt
Organism: Habropoda laboriosa
Lineage: Eukaryota; Metazoa; Arthropoda; Insecta; Hymenoptera; Apidae
Product: protein FAM195A-like
Exons: 6
Coding region: 77-526 (149 amino acids)
Source: RefSeq, a predicted model, not a curated record